This is a messenger RNA of Nicrophorus vespilloides, 1696 nucleotides long. RefSeq names its product fumarate hydratase, mitochondrial-like. Gene Ontology annotation, molecular function: fumarate hydratase activity. NCBI's taxonomy places the organism in Eukaryota, Metazoa, Arthropoda, Insecta, Coleoptera, Silphidae. Bases 106 to 1599 code for a protein of 497 amino acids. Gene Ontology annotation, biological process: tricarboxylic acid cycle; fumarate metabolic process; malate metabolic process. Gene Ontology annotation, cellular component: mitochondrion; tricarboxylic acid cycle heteromeric enzyme complex. The transcript is spliced from 4 exons. The record is from RefSeq and is a predicted model, not a curated record.
AGCUGUGUUAUGUCAGUUGCUGUUGGGACUUCGAAGAGGAAACAUCUCGGCGGAAGGUUGUGUUGAGGUCGAACGGUCAGGGACAGGAAAAAAAUCUAUUUGAACAUGGCUUUCACACAAUUCUAUCCCAUUCGCGCCGCUUCCGCUAUCAGGAGUGUUUGUUUCAAUAGCCGGGAGUAUUUUUCCACUAGAGCUGCGCUAAUGGCUAAAUUCAGGUCCGAAAAAGACACCUUCGGUGAACUCCAAGUACCAGUCGAGAAAUAUUAUGGCGCGCAAACUGUUCGCUCCACCAUGAAUUUCCCAAUUGGCGGUGAAUUCGAAAGGAUGCCUUACCCGGUUAUUACUGCAAUGGGUACUCUAAAGAAGGCUGCCGCUUUGGUAAACAAGGAUUACGGUUUAGAUCCGAAAGUUGCUGAUGCCAUUUCGAAAGCCGCCGAUGAGGUGAUCAACGGCAAAUUGUACGAUGAUCAUUUCCCAUUGGUAAUUUGGCAAACCGGUUCCGGUACUCAAUCGAACAUGAAUACCAAUGAGGUAAUCUCGAACCGCGCAAUUGAGAUCAUGGGAGGUGAAUUGGGAUCCAAGACCCCUGUCCAUCCCAAUGACCAUGUCAACAAAUCUCAAAGCAGUAACGACACUUUCCCAACUGCGAUGCACAUUGCCGUCGCACAAGAAAUCCAUCACACCCUCUUGCCAAGCAUGAAGAUGUUGAGGGACAGUUUGGACUGCAAAGCUCAGGAAUUUAAUAAAAUCAUCAAAAUUGGAAGAACUCACACUCAAGAUGCCGUCCCUCUAACUUUGGGCCAAGAAUUCAGCGGAUACGUGCAACAGAUGUCUUUCGGCAUUUGCAGGAUCGAAGACACCCUUCCAAGAUUGUACAUGCUGGCGCUGGGAGGAACCGCCGUUGGAACUGGACUGAAUACCAGGAAGGGAUUCGCCGAAAAGUGCGCUGCUAAAAUUUCUGAACUCACCGGAUUACCGUUUGUGACGGCUCCCAACAAAUUCGAAGCACUUGCCGCUCACGAUGCUUUGGUGGAAGUUUCUGGAGCACUCAACACCGUUGCUUGCUCAAUUAUGAAAAUUGCCAAUGACAUCAGGUUUUUGGCUUCCGGGCCAAGAUGCGGAUUAGGAGAAUUGUCUCUCCCUGAAAACGAACCCGGUAGCUCAAUCAUGCCUGGUAAAGUGAACCCAACUCAAUGUGAAGCCAUCACGAUGGUGGCUGCCCAAGUUAUGGGUAACCAUGUUGCUGUGUCUGUGGGUGGUUCAAACGGACACUUCGAACUUAACGUAUUCAAACCAAUGAUGGUUGCCAAUGUACUCAGAUCUAUCAGGUUGUUGGGCGAUAGCUGUAAAUGCUUCACAGUAAACUGCGUUGAUGGUAUUGUUGCUAACACCGAUAGGAUUGAGAAGAUCCUCCACGAAAGUCUUAUGUUGGUAACGGCUCUGAACCCACAUAUCGGCUACGAUAAAGCCGCGGCAAUCGCCAAGACCGCCCAUAAAGAAGGAACAACUCUUAAGGAGGCCGCACUUAAGUUAGGUCAUCUCACUGAACAACAAUUCAACGAUUGGGUGAAACCAGAAGACAUGUUGGGACCUAAGUAAAAUAGUAUUCGUUUCUGUUGACACAUUUUGAUUAAGUUAAAAAAAUGAAACAUUUGUAUAACAUACAAAUAUAAAACAAAGUUAAUUUUUCAAAGAA